This is a messenger RNA of Rhodamnia argentea, 2482 nucleotides long. RefSeq names its product ABC transporter G family member STR-like. Lineage: Eukaryota; Viridiplantae; Streptophyta; Magnoliopsida; Myrtales; Myrtaceae. Gene Ontology annotation, molecular function: ATP binding; ATP hydrolysis activity; ABC-type transporter activity. Bases 1 to 2457 code for a protein of 818 amino acids. Gene Ontology annotation, cellular component: membrane. The record is from RefSeq and is a predicted model, not a curated record. The transcript has 4 exons.
AUGGCUAGGCUCGCGCAGGACGACACGAACCAGAACCUUGAGACGCUGCUGGACAUGGACAAGUCCGUGACCAUGGGCAAGAACGCUGCGCCGCCCCCGAGGAAGAUGAUCCCUGGCCACGGGCUCGAGUUCAGCGGCCUCUCCUACAGUAUCAUCAAGAAGCAGAAGAAGGACGGCGUGUCGGUCAAGAGAGAGGCCUACCUCCUCAACGACAUCUCGGGGCAGGCGAUGAGGGGCGAGGUCAUGGCGAUCAUGGGGCCCAGCGGGGCGGGGAAGUCCACGUUCCUUGACGCGUUGGCAGGGCGGAUCGCGCAGGGAAGCCUCCAAGGUUCGGUCAGGAUUGAGGGGAAGCCAAUUACUACUAGCUACAUGAAGAUGAUCUCAUCCUACGUGAUGCAAGAUGAUCAGCUCUUUCCGACGUUGACCGUCUUCGAGACGUUCAUGUUCGCUGCUGAGGUCAGGCUCCCUCCUUCAAUCUCCAGGGCCGAGAAGCGGAAGCGCGUCUUUGAUCUCCUCGAGCAGCUUGGCCUCCAGAGCACGAUUCAUACGCGCAUCGGUGAUGAGGGAAGGAGAGGAGUGUCGGGAGGGGAGCGGCGAAGGGUUUCCAUAGGAAUCGACAUCAUCCAUAAGCCGUCGAUGCUGUUUCUCGAUGAGCCUACCUCCGGUUUGGACUCCUCGAGCGCCUACAGCGUCGUUGAGAAGGUGAAGGACAUAGCUCGAGGCGGUAGCAUCGUGCUCAUGACCAUCCACCAGCCUUCCUACAGGAUUCAGUUGCUCCUGGACCACAUCACGGUCCUGGCAAGGGGAAGGUUGAUAUACAUGGGGAAUCCUCUGGCGUUGCCCACUCACCUUUCCGGAUUCGGAAGGCCGGUUCCCGAGGGCGAGAACAGCCUCGAGUACCUCCUAGAUGUGAUCAAAGAGUAUGACGAGUCAAACAUCGGCCUGGAUCCGCUUGUGCUGUACCAAAGAGAUGGCAUUAAACCUACCCUAGAAGAUAGGACCCCUGUCCGAAAGACACCGAAACAGCCCAAAACUCCGCGGACUCCUCACGGACCCACCCCUAGUUCAAAGCUCAGUCUCCACUCUCAGACCUACACUCCUAGAGGACAGAAGACUCCUCGAUCUGACUCUGAACAGUAUGACUACUACGACGACGACGACGACGACAAUGAUGAAUUCGACAACUCGCUGGAGCGCAAAGUAAUGCAGACGCCAAUGCACAUGCAGAGCGGUGUGUACCCUAGACUGGCGUCCCAUUUUUACAAGGACUUCUCUGUCUGGAUCUACAAUGGUGUCAAGGGAACGCCCCGGCGCCCGCCGUCCUGGACUCCUGCAACGACUCCUGGGCGGACGCCUGGAGGUAAGACGCCAAUGUAUGGCUCGCAGAGUCAAAUCUCAAGCCACUACCAGACUCCUCAGCGCAACCAUUCUCGCCCCAAGACCCCGCUGGUCUUCAGCCCCAACCCUGACCCAUCUUAUGUUACUUCCUACGCUACUUCCUACGAGGAGUUUGAGAUGGAAGUCCUUGACGAGCCCGACCACAGUCAGAAAUUCGCGAAUCCAUGGCUGCGUGAGGUCGCGGUCCUGUGUUGGCGCACUGCGCUCAAUGUGAUUCGCACGCCAGAGCUCUUCCUCUCUCGCGAGAUAGUCCUUGCGGUCAUGGCGCUGAUCCUAUCCUCCCUCUUCGAGAACCUUUCCAAGCACGACUUCAAAACCAUCAACCGCCUCCUCAAUUUCUACAUCUUCGCCAUCUGCCUGGUUUUCUUCUCCUCGAACGACGCUGUCCCGACCUUCAUCCAAGAGCGGUUCAUCUUCAUCCGAGAGACGUCCCACAACGCGUACCGAGCUUCGUCCUACGUCAUCUCAUCCCUCAUCGUGUACCUCCCCUUCUUCGCCAUCCAGGGCUUGACGUUCGCGGUGAUCACCCAGUUCAUUCUCCGCCUCCAGAGCCAUCUCUUCUACUUCUGGAUAAUCCUGUUCGCCUCCCUGAUCACUACCAAUGCUUACGUGAUGCUCGUGAGUGCGCUCGUCCCGAGCUACAUCACGGGAUAUGCCGUCGUCAUAGCAACCACGGCUCUCUUCUUCCUUACUUGCGGGUUCUUCCUGAAGGAAUCACAAAUACCAAAAUACUGGAGGUGGCUCCAUUACAUCUCCGCCAUAAAGUACCCAUUCGAUGCGCUGCUAACGAAUGAAUUCAAAGGGGAUCGCUGCUACACCGGGUCUCCAUCAGAUCUCUCGCCAGGUCCGCUAGGAAACACCAAGCCCAGCCACCUGCAUGAGAUUAACGGUACGUUCGGCACGCAUUGCCCUCUGAUGGGACAGGACGUUCUGUCCUCGAUGGACAUCAAUAAGCCGAGCAUCUGGUUUGACAUCGGUAUUCUGCUAGCGUGGGGAGUUCUUUACAGGCUCCUCUUCUACGUGGUCUUGAGAUUCUAUUCCAAGAAUGAGAGGAAGUGAAGAUUCUUAUUUUGGUAAUGCUCCU